This is a messenger RNA of Ooceraea biroi (clonal raider ant), 2400 nucleotides long. It is a transcript of the gene Non2, whose product is annotated as upstream activation factor subunit spp27 homolog Non2. NCBI's taxonomy places the organism in Eukaryota, Metazoa, Arthropoda, Insecta, Hymenoptera, Formicidae. The record is from RefSeq and is a predicted model, not a curated record.
UCGUGGCGCUGCUGGCAGGGCCUGUACCAACGGACGCUACGGGAGUCCGCAGCCGGCAUAGGCUCAGUUGGCAGCAGUACGCACAACGAGUAGCAUCUACUAUGGCUGAUAUUUCAAAGGACGAGCUACGCAAGGAGAUCACCGCUAUCCUCAAGGACGCCGAUCUUACUACAAUGUCAGCUAAGAAAGUGAGACAACAAAUCGAGGAGAAACUUGAUGUUGAUCUCACAGAAAGAAAAAAGGAAGUCGAUGAUUUAGUCAUGGAGUGUCUUCAAGAGAAACAAGAUGGAGGAAAGAAAAAGAAGAAGGCGGCCAGUGAAGAGUCGGAAGACGGCGAGGAGGAAGAGGAGGAAGGAUCCGAGGAGGAGGAGGAGGAAGAGGAAAAGAAACCAGCCAAGCGAAAUCCCACUAAAAAAUCCUCCUCUAACAAACGCAAGAAGGGUUCAUCCGAUGAUGAGGAAAGCGCUAGCGAUGACGAUGCCAGUGACGAAGAAUAUAGCCCAAAGAAACCUAAAGCUACUCCUAAAAAAAGCAAGCCUGGCAAAAAGGGAAAAAAGAAGGGCAGCGACAGUGACAGUGAUGAGGACUGGGGUAAAAAUAAGAAAGCCCCGGGAAGCGCAGCAAAGAAGGGUGGCGGCGGCGGUGGCGGCGGCGGCGGCAAAGGUAAAGGUGGUGGUUACACGCGCGCUAUCACACUAUCUCCAGAACUCGCUGCGAUUGUCGGCGCAGAACAAAUGGCUCGGCAUGAAGUCGUGAGGAAAGUAUGGAGUAUCGUUAAAGAAAGAAAUCUUUAUGAUCCUAAGAAUAAGCAGUUCGCAAUUUGCGACGAGGAAUUAAUGAAGGUAUUCGGCGUGAAGCGUUUCAGAACUUUUGGUAUGAUGAAGUACCUCAAAAAUCACUUUGUAGAUUAAAUCACCCCUCAAUCCCGAUCUCCGAGACAAGUUAUAUACAUAUAUAACAUAUUCCAGGGUUGCGUGUCCUCUCGCGCACCUCUCCAUCUUUCUCACACGAUACAUAUAUAUAUAUAUGAUAUGUAUUACAUAUACAUAAAACACAAAUGUAUUUCUUGCGACUUAAGACUUUAGAUCAUGUUUACACCAUUCCGACGUGUUCUGCCGCCCAUCGUAACAGUCUUGUCCCAUCGGUUGUUGCGGUACUACAUAUUUAACCUGUAGGUAUUACUAAGAAUUAAUAUGAAACCCGAUGUAAAUGUCGGUAAUAGCAUUCGGAUAAUGUGUAACAAUGUAAUUGCACGAGUAUUCUUUGGCUUUACUUAACGUUGGGACAAUCGUUACCGUGGACGUACAGAUGAUUUCGAAAUGUGAAUGACAUUACAGUGGCCAAUAGUCAAUAAGCUGGUUUCGAACCAUCUUACUCAGAAUAAAUGUUAUAUCAUUUGUAUGGUCGUCAACUAGUAUCUUACUCCCACCGCGAUGACACGCGCUGCUACACAGCAAUGGCAUUCAAAAAGGCACGUAAAUUUAAAUUUGAAAGUAAUUCUUUUGAGACGCGAGAAGCUCUAUUUUAUCCCGUGACACUUUAACACGUUAUAUUGGCGGCAUAUCUGCUUUCAGUACGUUCAAAGUGGAAAUUAGAAUUUAUCUUUUUUUUUUUCUAUGUUAUUAACGAUUUUAAUGACUGUCCUAUCGUAACACGAACGGCACGGUAUUUCUAUAGCCUUUUACGUUUUUCUUUUUUAUAUUACAACGAUUGAUUAUCCAUGAACAGUGGAUGUAAUAGAGUAACGAGUACUUUCGCUUCCGAUAGAAAAUGGAGAGAAAACGCGUUGAUGUUUGAAAAAAACAAUGCGGAAAAAAUGAAGAGAGAAACUAUGCGAAAAAUCAACAUCCUGUACCUCUUCUGUAUAAUAGCUACAUCAUACACUGAAAAUUAAGCAAAGUUUAAUUGUAUUAUCGUGUAAUUACUAAUUAUUGUCGUAAUAUAGGUUUCUUGGUGUAAAAAUUGAACUUAACGUUUAAGAUUUAAUGGUAAAACGAUGUAUUCACUGGAAGGUAUGAUAUAAGCAUAUUGAAGUCACAGUUUGUGCAGCGAUCACUGCGCGAUAUUAAAAUGUAGGAAAUGAAAAUAGGCUCACGAAGUUGAGGUGCGGAAACUUAACACCGCAUACGUCUCUCGGAGCUUCGAUAUAUGUAAAAUUUGUGUAUUUUGAAUAUAAAUUGAAGAAACGCUGGCCUAAGUCACGAGGAAAGCUACAUGAAAAGGUAUCACUGCAGUUUGCGAUAACGAGAGCAUUACACACGCAAAGAAAAUAUGCGCAUAAAGUGAUAAAUUAUAAUGCCAGUUCGUUUUUUUAAUGGAAGGAAAAUGAUUAAAAACUGUAAUGUUCCGUGAAAUGUAUUUGGAAAUGUCAUUAAAAAGUAUUGCUUUCAUUUUUUUUUU